CAUUAGCUGAAUAAAAAUAUUAGAUAUGAGAUUACGAGAUUACGAGAUACAAUAAAACAUGACAAUUUUCAACCAAAUUCCACGUGUUCUUAAGUGAUAGUAGUAGCCCACAAUGUAUUGCGGUUCCUUCAGUCGAUUGGUCAAUUUCUCAGAUGAAUGUUUAUGUUUUGUGUUUAGGAAAUUAGAAUGCAAAUGUAUUCUGACGUCAGUACCACGUACCACCCUGAUCAAGAAUCAAUUAAUGCUUUUUAUUAAUUAAUCUACCAUACUAUUUCUAUUUGAGCAACAAUCAAUGCUGGGAAUUAAGAUUAAAAAAAUGGAUAUGGUUAAAUUUUAAUGCGUUAAACAGUCUGGAGAACGAAAGCUGUUCCGCAUGUCACACAGCACAGCAUAAAACAAAAACAGGAAGCUUAAAAGGUCAUAACCUAGAUAUGUUGCAGACGACAAAUCAUAUGUUGGUGGCUGCUGUGGACUUUGGUACAACCUAUAGCGGUUAUGCAUUUUCCUUUCGCCAUGAGUUUAAAGAAACUCCUCUCAAAAUCCAUGCUAACCAAGCCUGGAAUGCUGGAGGGCGAUCACUUUUAUCCUUGAAAACCCCGACAUGUCUGUUACUAAACAAAAACAAAGAAUUUGUGGCUUUUGGUUAUGAUGCAGAAAAUAUGUUUUCUGACAUAGUAAUGGAAGGCGAGCAGAAUAACUACUUCUACUUCCACAGAUUCAAAAUGAAACUACAUAAUAAUAAGCAUAUCACAAAUGAAAUGGUUUUGAAUGACAUUUCGGACAAACAAGUACUAGCUUUAGAUGUAUUUUCAUUGGCAAUCAAAGCAUUAGUGACGCAUUUACUAGAUAUUCUGGAAAAAAGAGGGACUGAUGUUGAAAUGAAAGAUAUAUUGUGGGUAUUGACAGUUCCUGCUAUCUGGUCGGAUGCUGCAAAACAGUUCAUGAGGAGAAGUGCUGAAAAGGCAGGAAUUCCAGAAAGUAAUCUUAAUAUUUCGCUUGAACCCGAAGCAGCAUCUAUUUAUUCUCAGUAUCUUCCUACAAAGAAACUACUUGGAGCUGAACAACAAGGAUUUACCAUGACUGAGCCUGGAACAAAAUAUAUGGUUGUUGAUCUUGGUGGUGGUACCGCAGAUAUAACUGUACACAAGAAGCUAUCAAACGGAGGACUAGAAGAAUUGAAACAUGCCACUGGUAAUGACUGUGGAGGAACGUCCGUGGAUGGUAAUUUCUUUCAAAUUCUUACCCAAAUUGUCGGUGGUCCUUUAAUUAAGAUUUUUCAAGAAGAAGAUCCAGAAGGUUAUUUAGAUCUCUUCCGAGAGUUUGAGGUGGUUAAAAGAACAAUACACCCAGGCAAAACAGGGAAGAUCAACUUAUCAAUUCCUUAUGCGUCUCUUAAUGAAAAGUGUAAAACUCACUUAGGUGAAGCGCUGCCCGAUGUCUUAUCCUUGUCUCCAUUCAAAGAUAAAAUAUCUUUUCGCGGCGAUAAAAUGAGGAUUGAUACUGAACUGAUGAAGAACAUUUUCAAGCCAACAAUUGAUAGCAUUAUAUCGCUUAUACAAUCAGUUUUUGACAGAGAUGCCUUGAUAGAGGUAUCGCAGAUUCUUCUUGUUGGUGGGUUUUCCGAAUGCUUACUUAUUCAAGACGCCAUAAAAAUGAAGUUUCCAAAUAAAAGGGUUAUAAUACCAGAAGAGGCAGGGUUAUCAGUUCUUAAAGGAGCGGUGUUAUUCGGACAUAGACCAUUUUAUAUCGAAUCACGGAAAAUGAAGUACACUUAUGGUAUUGAAGUGCAGCAACAAUUUGAUCCAUCCCAACAUGAUAGUAAACAUCUUGUUUUGAUAGACGGAAAAGAAUAUUGUGAUAAAAUAUUUGAUAAACUAGUAAAAAUAAAUGAAACUGUUCCUGUAGGUUCGACAAUUAACAGGUCAUACAGCGCUACAGGAACAACAACCGAAACGGACGAACUUUCAUUUUUUAUAUCAACAGAUGAGGAUCCGCAAUAUACCGAUGAAGAUAGUUGUUUUCAUCUCGGGAAAUUGACAAUUCCCCUUUCCGAUCCAUGUGAAGGUGGAAGACCAAUAACUGCUCAGUUUCAUUUUGGGGGAACAGAAAUAGCUCUAACUGUUACAGAGGUGAAUUCUGGCAAUCAAUACGAAGCAAAUUUCAAUUUGAUUUGAAACAGUUAAAUGAUAAUGAUGUUUAAAAAAUAUUUGUAUAGAUACUAUAGAAUACUGACUACAGAAGUCUCAGAACUGUUUUACUAUUAAAAUCUGUAACAUUCUGAA
Mytilus californianus (California mussel) is the source of this 2282-nucleotide messenger RNA. Its product is annotated as heat shock 70 kDa protein 12A-like. NCBI's taxonomy places the organism in Eukaryota, Metazoa, Mollusca, Bivalvia, Mytilida, Mytilidae. The transcript has 5 exons. Bases 432 to 2174 code for a protein of 580 amino acids. The record is from RefSeq and is a predicted model, not a curated record. Gene Ontology annotation, molecular function: ATP-dependent protein folding chaperone; ATP binding.